GUGUGUGUGUGUGUGUACGUGUGUGUGUGUUUGUGUGUGAUCUCAGUGCUAUGUCUCCGUCCUGGGUGAGCUCUAAUAAUAGAGGAGGCCGACUACUCCUUUAAGAGCCUACUUGUUGCAUACUCUACAAAAUAUAUUGUAACAAAAUGGUGAUCAAAGUAUUUCUCGCCACCUCAUCGGGAUCCACUGCGAUCAAGAAGAAGCAGCAAGAUGUGGUCGGCUUCCUGGAGGCUCUUAAAGUGGACUACACUCAGCUGGACAUCGCCUGCAAUGAGGAGAACCGCAUGUGGAUGAGGCAGAAUGUCCCUGAGGAAAAGAAGCCCGCCAACGGCAUCCCUCUGCCCCCUCAAAUCUUCAAUGAAGAAGGCUACUGUGGGGACUAUGAAACGUUCUUCGAUGCCAAGGAGGACAACUCGGUGUAUGCCUUCCUGGGGCUGCCCCCUCCUCCUGGGUCAAAGGAAGCAGAACAGGCCAACAAGGCAGACAUAGUGGAGAACGGGACCCACGCUGAGGAAACUAAUGCAGAGGGGAACCUCGAUGACUCAAUAGAGGUUCCAGUGGAGGAGCGCAAUGGGGUUGCACAUGAGGAGGAGGAGGAAGGUGAGGGUGGCGAGGAGGAGGAGGAGGAGGAGGAGGUAGCAGAAGGAGAUGAUGAAGCCGUGGAAGGAGAAACAGCAGGAGACGAGGCCCCCGCAGAAGAGGUGGAGGAGGUGGAGGAAGAAACAGACGAGGUCACACAGGAUACACAGGCCCACGCAGAGGAGGAAGAAGAACAGGAGGAAGAGGAUUUGCAGUCAGAGGAGGAAGAAGAGCUACGACAGCUUGAGGAAGAAGAAGAAGAAGAAGAAGACGUGGAAGAAACACAGGAGGAAGAGGCUGAGUAGUUGAAGACGAGCGACGUCACUGAUGCUGACUUGCUACUAUCCAGCCUGAAGGAGCCUCCUGUUACGUCCCCCCGACCCCUGAUGCUUGACCCCCUCCACCCCUCCCCAAGGCCACACUGGACGCCACUGGAAACUGUCGGUGUUGUGCUCAAAGGCGCCAUCCAAACUGAAAAGUCCUAACCCACAUUUGCCCCGGUCCCCUUUCCCUUUUGACUGCAAUGUUGACUUAAUUUUUAUAUUUUACGUUUAGAGGAGUACUGUAAUGAAAAUGCGCAGAGUAGCCUUAGUGGUGUCAGUUUGUUUUUAAUGAGUAGCUUUUGUAAAAUGCAAAACAGUUAUUUUGUUAAACUCAAACAUAUUUCUCAUGUUUUACUUUUAGAAAUUCUAGUUUUCUAACACAAAGAGGCAGUGACCUUUUCAAAAAGUAUUACCUUGGCAUACCUUUGCUUGUGGCCUACUUCAAAUUCAAAGGUUUUAACUCACUCUCUGUGUGUUCUGCUCUUUUGUCAGUAGUUCUUCCAAUAUUGUUCCUCAAUGACUCCUAUCAGCUGAAUUUAUUAAAGCAAACUAAGACUCCUAAUGGACACGUGAGAUAAAAAAAAUAUGCACUUACUGCAGAACUGCAAACGACUCCACCACCAAUACAUUUACUUCUGCCAAUACUGCUGUCUAAUCAAUGCACUUUGUUGAAUGAAGAGUGAAACAUGUGACUAAGACUUGGAUGCAAUGGGAAAUGCAUUAAAGUAAACUGGUGAAAACA
This is a messenger RNA of Epinephelus lanceolatus (giant grouper), 1644 nucleotides long. RefSeq names its product SH3 domain binding glutamate-rich protein (gene sh3bgr). Lineage: Eukaryota; Metazoa; Chordata; Actinopteri; Perciformes; Serranidae. Gene Ontology annotation, cellular component: cytoplasm. The record is from RefSeq and is a predicted model, not a curated record.